Camelina sativa (false flax) is the source of this 3003-nucleotide messenger RNA. RefSeq names its product potassium transporter 13. NCBI's taxonomy places the organism in Eukaryota, Viridiplantae, Streptophyta, Magnoliopsida, Brassicales, Brassicaceae. The record is from RefSeq and is a predicted model, not a curated record. Gene Ontology annotation, cellular component: plant-type vacuole; vacuolar membrane. Gene Ontology annotation, molecular function: potassium ion transmembrane transporter activity. Gene Ontology annotation, biological process: potassium ion transmembrane transport.
CUAUCUCUCAAUCUCAAAUUCUCAAAAAACACCAUUGUUUUUUCCUUGGAUUGGAUCAGAGAGAGAGAGAUACGAAUCUGAAUCUAAAUCUGAAUCAGAAUCACGAGAUUUUCUUCAUUGUGUGUUUUCCCGACUGUGAUUCGAUGUUUCACGUGGAAGAAGAAAGCAGUGGAGGCGAUGGGUCUGAGAUUGAUGAGGAGAUGGCCGGAGACGAUUCCACGACGUCAUUGUCACGAUGGGUGUUUGAUGAGAAGGAUGACUAUGAGGUUAACGAAGAUUACGACGAUGAUGGAUACGACGAGUAUAAUCACGCUGAUUUGGAUUCUGAUGAUGAGGAUGACAAUGUUGAGCAGCGUUUGAUUCGAACUAGCCCUGCCGUUGACUCUUUCGACGUUGACGCUCUUGAGAUUCCUGGAACUCAGAAAAACGAUAUCGAGGAGUCUGGCAUAGGGAAGAAACUCAUACUUGCUUUGCAGACUCUAGGGGUUGUAUUUGGUGAUAUUGGUACGAGUCCGUUGUAUACCUUCAGUGUCAUGUUCAGAAGAUCUCCAAUUAACGACAAAGAAGAUGUAAUUGGAGCCUUGUCAUUGGUUAUAUACACUUUGAUAUUGAUCCCUCUUGUAAAGUAUGUAUAUUUUGUUCUUUGGGCUAAUGAUGAUGGUGAAGGUGGUACUUUUGCUCUGUAUUCGUUGAUCUGCAGGAACGCAAAUGUUAGCCUUAUCCCAAAUCAACUUCCAUCAGAUGCUCGCAUAUCAGGCUUUGGUUUGAAGGUUCCAUCUUCAGAACUUGAAAGAUCCUUGAUUAUUAAAGAAAGACUUGAGGCGUCAAUGGCCUUGAAAAAGCUUCUUCUUAUUUUAGUUCUUGCCGGCACUGCUAUGGUGAUUGCUGAUGCCGUUGUUACGCCUGCAAUGUCAGUAAUGUCUGCUAUCGGUGGUCUGAAGGUCGGAGUUGGUGUUAUUGAACAAGAUCAGGUGGUCGUGAUAUCAGUCAGCUUUCUUGUGAUCUUGUUCAGUGUACAAAAAUAUGGAACCAGCAAACUGGGGCUUUUUUUGGGUCCUGCUAUACUCCUGUGGUUUUUUUGUCUUGCUGGCAUUGGAAUUUACAACCUCAUUAAAUAUGACAGCAGCGUUUUUAAAGCGUUCAAUCCUGCAUAUAUCUAUUUCUUUUUCAAAAGAAACUCUAUAAAUGCAUGGUAUGCACUUGGGGGUUGCGUUCUAUGUGCAACCGGAUCGGAGGCCAUGUUUGCAGAUCUUAGUUAUUUUUCCGUUCACUCCAUCCAGCUUACUUUUAUCCUUCUGGUGCUACCUUGCCUAUUGCUGGGUUAUUUGGGUCAAGCCGCAUACCUUUCUGAAAACUUCAGUGAUGCUGGGGAUGCUUUCUUUUCGUCAGUUCCAAGUUCUUUAUUCUGGCCAGUCUUUGUCAUUUCUAAUAUUGCUGCUUUAAUUGCCAGUCGCGCAAUGACAACAGCCACAUUUACAUGCAUCAAACAAUCAAUAGCACUAGGCUGUUUCCCACGUCUUAAAAUAAUUCACACCUCAAAGAAAUUCAUUGGACAGAUUUAUAUACCGGUUCUUAACUGGUCCCUUCUGGUGGUGUGUCUGAUCGUUGUCUGCUCUACCUCAAACAUCUUCGCGAUUGGAAACGCAUAUGGCAUCGCAGAACUGGGAAUUAUGAUGACCACGACAAUUCUGGUGACCCUUAUCAUGCUUCUUAUCUGGCAGACGAACAUCAUAGUUGUGAGCUUGUUUGCGUUUGUUUUCCUGGCAGUCGAACUGAUUUUCUUCUCAUCAGUUUGUUCAAGUGUGGGUGAUGGAAGUUGGAUAAUCCUGGUUUUUGCUACAAUCAUGUUUCUCAUAAUGUUCGUUUGGAACUACGGAAGUAAACUGAAGUAUGAAACUGAAGUUCAGAAAAAGUUACCAAUGGAUCUACUACGAGAACUGGGCAGUAACCUUGGGACGAUUAGAGCACCCGGUAUUGGUCUGCUUUAUAAUGAGCUAGCAAAAGGAGUUCCAGCAAUUUUUGGUCAUUUUCUAACCACCCUUCCUGCGAUCCAUUCCAUGGUUAUCUUUGUGUGUAUAAAGUAUGUCCCUGUUCCAAGCGUGCCUCAGUCCGAGAGGUUUCUUUUCAGACGUGUCUGCCCAAGAAGCUAUCAUUUAUUCCGCUGUGUUGCCAGGUAUGGAUACAAAGAUGUGCGGAAGGAAAAUCACCAGGCGUUUGAGCAAAUACUGAUUGAAAGUCUAGAAAAGUUUAUACGUAAGGAAGCGCAGGAGCGUGCACUUGAGAGUGACGGAGACCAUAAUGAUACAGAUUCCGAGGAUGAUGUGACUCUGUCCAGAGUUUUGAUAGCACCCAAUGGAAGUGUGUAUUCACUUGGGGUGCCUCUCUUAGCUGAGCACACGGAUUUUUCAAACAAGAAACCCGUGGAAAGAAGAAAGGCCAGCAUUGAUUUUGGGGCAGGUCCUUCAACGGCGUUGGAUGUGGAGCAGAGUCUAGAAAAAGAAUUGUCGUUUAUUCACAAAGCAAAAGAGUCAGGGGUGGUGUAUCUGCUGGGACAUGGGGACAUAAGGGCUACUAAGGAUUCUUGGUUUCUGAAGAAGCUGGUAAUAAAUUACAUGUAUGCUUUCCUGAGGAAGAACUGCAGGAGAGGGAUAACAAACCUAAGCGUUCCGCAUUCGCAUUUGAUGCAAGUUGGAAUGACUUAUAUGGUAUGAACUGGACCGAUCAAACUACUGGUUUUCAUCUACGCGCAAGUUCUCCUGAAUUUUCAAAGAACACGUAACACAAGCCAAUUCAGGGGAGGUAUUUUUUUCUACACAUUGUUUCAUAAGUGCGAUUGGUUCUAAAGUAUAGGAGAAAUGAUUUUUUUUUGUAUCGAGAGUUGAUAUUUGAUUCUGUGGUUGUUAUAUAUUGAUUGAUUUGUAUGGGCUCGUUCCAGACUGAGUAUAUUGUAUUGGAAUAUAAAAAGGACUUGCUCUGGCAAUGAGUUUUGCUAUGUGACAUGAA